Molecule: messenger RNA, 3082 nt
Organism: Quercus lobata
Lineage: Eukaryota; Viridiplantae; Streptophyta; Magnoliopsida; Fagales; Fagaceae
Product: putative disease resistance protein RGA4
Exons: 3
Coding region: 123-2822 (899 amino acids)
Molecular function (GO): protein binding; ADP binding
Source: RefSeq, a predicted model, not a curated record
AAAGUCUCUUUGCUUUGUUGUAUUCAUGUUCUACACUUUACUGUCUCUACCAUUCUUGCAACUAAGCACAGUCAUUCAUCUUCACAUUCCGUUGUCUUUGCUCUUUAGUCUUUACCAAGAACAUGGCUGAAAUUGGCUAUGGCAUCGCAGUGAAGGUCCUGGAGCUGCUUGGAUCCCGUACUUUCCAAGAGAUCAGCUCGGCAUGGGGCUUCAAAGGUGAUCUGAAAAAGAUUGGGCGCAGAGUCUUAGCCAUUAAAGCCGUACUGAUUGAUGCUGAGGAGAAGCAAGCAAGUAACGAGAAGCUAAGGACUUGGCUAAGGGAGCUCAAAGAUGUCCUUAUUGAUGCCGAGAAUGUGCUGGAUGAAUUUCAGUAUCGAGUAUUGCAGAAGGAUGUAAUGAAGAUAAACGGGAGCUCUCGCAAAAAGGUGCGAUUUUUCUUUUCUGGUUCUAAUCCACUUGUAUUCCGUUUUAAAAUGGCAAAUAAAAUCAAGGGUGUUAGGGAGAGGUUAGAUGAUAUUUCAGCUCUUAAGGAUGAAUUCAAUCUUGAUGCACAACUUGAAGAUAGGAACCCAACAGUGAACAGGAGGGACACGACGCACUCCUUUGUUCCUUCUCAGAAUGUCAUUGGUAGGGGUGAUGACAAAGAAAAGAUCAUGGAUCUUUUGAUGCAGCUAGAUGCUAGCAGAAAUGUCAGUGUCAGUGUAAUUCCUAUUGUUGGGAUUGGAGGUAUGGGGAAAACCACACUUGCCAAGUUGUCUUUUGAUGAUGAACAGGUAGUUAGUCAUUUUCAAUUGAGAAUGUGGGUGUGUGUUUCUGAGGAUUUUAAUGUUGCAAAGUUGACAAAAGAAAUCCUUAAAUCUGCAAUCUAUAGGAUUGAUGAGAAUUUCGUUGUGGAUGGAUUGCCAAACAGCUUAAAAGAACUUUUGAAAGAUAAGAAAAAUUUAGAGAAUUUGGGUGUGGAUGAAGUGCAAUGUCGUCUAAGAGAACUUUUAAAAGACAACAAAUUUUUACUUGUCUUGGAUGACGUUUGGAACGAGGAUCGUAGUAAAUGGAAUCAAUUGGAAGAGUUGUUAAUUGGUGGUUCCAAUGGAAGUAAAAUCUUAGUGACAACACGGUAUAGCUCUGUUGCUACUAUUAUGGGUACUACUACCACCUACAAGCUAAGAGGUCUACCUGAAGAGGACUGUAUUUCUUUGUUUGUGAAAUUGGCAUUUAAGGUAGGACAAGAAAAUCAAUAUCCAAACCUCUUAAAUAUUGGAAGAGAAAUUGUCAAAAAAUGUAAAGGGGUUCCAUUGGCAGUGAGUACUUUAGCUGGCCUACUUUAUUCAAAAGUUGAUGAACAUGAGUGGAAAUCUAUUACAGAUAAUGAGAUGUGGAAUUUAGAACAAAAGGAAGGUGACAUCUUACCCGCAUUGAAGCUCAGUUACAAUCAAUUGCCAUUUCACUUGAAGCAAUGUUUUGCAUAUUGUUCUCUUUUUCCAAAGGAUUAUGUCUUCUGUAAUAUUGAUUUGAUUCAAUUUUGGAUGGCACAUGGAGUUCUUCAAUCACCUAAGGAUGAAAAUGUAGAGUUGGAAGAUGUUGGUGACCUAUAUAUAAAAGAGUUGUUGUCGAGAUCGUUCUUUCAAGAUGUUGACCAAGAAUAUAUCUUGUUUUAUACCUUUAAAAUGCAUGAUCUGGUCCAUGAUCUUGCACUCUCAAUUGCCAAAGGUGAGUGUUCAGUAGUGACCAAGAAGCCUACCCUUGCAGCAGAAGUUUGUCAUCUGUCAUUUCUGGAGAAUGGGCUAGAAGUUACAACACAAUUAGAGAAGUUGAGCAAAGUCCAGACUAUUAUUUUCAAAACAAAGCAACCUGUGUCCUUACUUGAAGUUUGCAUCAGAAGAUUUAAGUACUUGCGGGUGCUUGAUUUGGAAAAAUCAUCCUUUGAGGUGUUGCCAAGUUCUAUUGGAAGUUUGAAACAUUUGAGAUAUCUCAACCUAUCAUUUAAUCACAUAAUCAAGCAACUUCCAAAUUCCAUUUGCAAGCUGCACGGUUUGCAAUCUUUAGCGCUUGAUCAUUGCAGCAAUCUUGAAGGGUUGCCCAAAGGUAUAAGGGACAUAAUCAGCCUCAAGUGUUUAAGUGUUACAACAAAGCAUACUUGCACGUUCGAGAAGACAAUUGAUUGCUUGGAUUCUCUUCGAUCUUUGUUCAUAGUUGAAUGUGAGAAUCUAAAAUGUCUGUUUGAAGGGAUGGAGGGGCGCCUCACCAAUCUUCGAACAUUGGUUGUUGGAGAAUGUCCAAGUUUGACUUCUUUGACACUCAGUAUCAAACACCUAACUGCCCUAGAGUACCUGAUGAUUAGGGAUUGUGAAGAGCUUAGUUUGACGAAUAAAGAAGAGAAUCCAAAUCUCAAGUUAAGCCUCCGAGUGUUGAUGAUUAAGAAGUUACCUAAGUUGGAGGUUUUGCCCCAGUGGCUCCAAGCAUUUGCCAACACUUUACAGCACCUAUGGAUUGAAGAUUGUUGUAAUUUCACCGCUUUGCCUGAGUGGCUGCCACAUCUGAAAUCACUGCAGACACUUAGAAUUCUAAAUUGCCCUGUGUUCUCAUCUCUCCCAGAGGGGAUGCAAGAUCUCACUGCACUAAGAGAAUUUCGGAUUGAAGAUUGUCCUAAGUUGAGUAGAAAGUGCAGAGAAGAAGUUAGGCACAAGAUUGCUCAUGUACCAAACAUUCAUUUCGGUGGGUAUUUCUAUGAGGAUAGUGGAAGUUCAUCAGAGAGAGAUGACGAUGUCAGCGUAUAUUUACCAGGAGAAGAUGAUGAGGAGUUCAACACAAGUCACAAUCAAUAGUCUAAAUGUUGCUCAAUUCAAAGUCACAUGUUCCUUCCGUAAUUUGUUCCUACUCAGCCAGUUCCAGCAUUUCAAGGUUAAUCACGUGUACCGAGAAGCCAACAGAGUUGCGGAUAAGCUUGCCAAGGAAGGCUGUUCUUGCCCUUUUGGUUUUGUUAUUCUAGACUUUCCUAAUUCUGAAGAACUAUGUAAUAUUUUGAGCUCAGAUGCUUCGGGGUUGUACACCUUAAGGCGUAAUGCCACAACAUUGUUUGCUUUAA